GCGGCGUAUGUUACACCUCGUUUGCAUACAAGAUGUAAACAAAGAUUCAACGCAGAAAAAAAUAUAACGGUUGGGAAAGCAGGUGUACCAAAAUUAAAGGCUGAUCAUGAGGCAUCGACAACAACGGAAGAGGCCAAACGUCAAUAUGUUGAGCAGAGGGAAGAAGCUUCGCUGAGGAUUGCCCAGACAGCUAAGGUGAACAUUGAUAAAGCCCAUGAAAAGCAAAAGAAAAACUUCAAAGAAAGACAGCGAAAAGGGAGGCGUUAUGAGGACAUUUGUGUGGGAAAUAUGGUUCUGGUUCAUAAUGCAAGGAAGGCUGCUACAAAGAAGAAGGGAAAUCUAGAUCCGAACUACCAUGGUCCAUAUAAAGUAGUCAAUAUAGAUGGCAAGUGUGCCACUCUUCAGAACGAUUCAGGACAUACUCUAAAGAGGAAAACAAACAUAGACCACCUGAAACUGUUCAAAGAUCAGACCGCUCAUGAGACAGAUUUGUGUGCGCAGGACACCUGUGACAAUACUUCUGAAGAGGGUACAGUUUCUUGUAUGCAGGACACUGUUGGGAAAUACAUUGAAGAUGUCAGUUCAGAUGGCAGUCUGAAUGAACUUUUUAAGUUUAUAAGUGAACUGAACUUAUCAAAGAUAUCUCUGAACACUUUAGGUUUUCAAUAUCACCACUGUCCACAACAGAGUUUCUUGAAGGAGGUUAUCAGUGUAUCGGAGGCAGAGUUAGAGUGCUUUGGUACACUAUUGUUACCUCAUCUGAGACAUUUGGAUUUGGACUUGUCAGUGAAAACAUCAGUGGCUAUGCUUACAUCUGCAGUAUGUGUUAUGGCCAGUCAUCAGUUUCAGCCACUGAUGACCAUUGCACAAACACUCAAGGAGGUACCAAGCCAUCUUGAGGAUGUUGACAUUCACGAGAUCCCACAACUCUACCCAACACAAAGACUCACAGUUGGCGGCGAGACACUAGAGGCGGUGGACAUGGCAACUCUAGAGGAUGGGAAGUGGAUAAACGACAAGGUAAAAGCAGUUCUUAAUUAUUCAGCUUAAAAGCAUUGAAUUAAA
Messenger RNA from Pecten maximus, 1065 nucleotides. RefSeq lists its product as uncharacterized. Bases 289 to 1050 code for a protein of 253 amino acids. The transcript is spliced from 2 exons. The record is from RefSeq and is a predicted model, not a curated record. NCBI's taxonomy places the organism in Eukaryota, Metazoa, Mollusca, Bivalvia, Pectinida, Pectinidae.